UUUCCUCGCGAAAAAGAAUUUUGUAAAAAGGAAAAUAGAAUCUGCUAAUCUCUUCCUCCGGUCUUCCUCGCUUCCUUCUCCGCAUCACUCGCGCUCGAAUUUCAUUGCACCUUUUUCCAUCUCUCCUUCUUCUUCUCCUAUAUCGCCAGAGCUUGAGAAAAAAUCUACAAUCUCAGGUUUCAGUUUUUAUCGGAAUGUCUUCGUCCGGCGGUAACUCUGGCGACGGAGCUGGCGGUGGCGCCGCCUCGCAUGGCCCUCAGCUCUUCUUCUGCUAUACGUGCAAUCGUACGGUAACCAUUACUCCCUCAUCAUCCUCCGAUCUUUUGUGCCCCAACUGCAACGAUAGCUUCGUUGAAGAAAUGGAUAGUCCAAACCCUAACCCUAGCCCUGUUCCCAAUCCUUUCCUCUCCUUCACAUCCGAGGCAUUUCCGCCGUUCAGCUCCGGUGGCGGUGGAAAUGGAGGUUUCCCGAUUAUAUUCUCCACGACAUCAUCAUCCGGUGGCAUUGGCGGUGGCGGUUCUAUGAUGAAUGAUCUAUCGGCGCUAUUGGGAGGCGGUUCUCAUCGGUCGUCGUCCUUGCAAGACCCUGACGGUUUUAGUCCCUUGCUCUUCCUCCAGAACUAUCUUCAAAGCGCUAAUGUUCAAUUGGUAAUCCAGAACGCAUCGGGAGAGGCGUUUCAUCCAUCUUCCAAUUUCAAUCUUGGAGAUUACUUCUUCGGCCCUGGCCUCGAGCAGUUGAUUCAACAACUUGCUGAAAACGAUCCGAACCGUUAUGGAACCCCUCCCGCUUCAAAGUCGUCGAUUGAGGCACUUCCAAAUAUCAAAAUUACGGAGGAAUUGUUGGCCUCAGAUUCUUCCCAGUGCGCUGUGUGUAAGGAUACGUUUGAGCUCAACGAGGAGGCGAAACAGAUGCCUUGCAAACACAUAUAUCAUGCAGAUUGUAUCAUUCCAUGGCUGGAAUUGCAUAAUUCUUGUCCGGUAUGUCGAUAUGAAUUGCCCACAGAUGAUCCUGAUUACGAGCAAAGGAAUCGUGGGACUUCAGCUCCUAAUCGAAGUCAAAGCGAAAGUCAACCCUUUGGUGAUUCUUCUAUCCGUGGGGAAAAUGUUGGUGGAAGCGAUCCUAAUUCCGACGAGAAUUCACCGAGUCAACAUGAGCGGAGGGUUAGGAGGAUAGCAUUUCCUUGGCCAUUCAGAGGUUUUGGUUCGGCCGCCGAGACUAGUAACAGCGGAGGUGGCAACAAUAGUGGAAAUAGCGACGAACCUAGCUCCAGAAAUAGGGGAAAUCAGAGCUCGUCAGAACCCAUGCAGGAAGAUCUUGAUUGAUGAUUACUGGUAUUUGAAUGGUACUACGAAAUGAGAGUCAUCCACAAAUCACCAUGUCCAUGCCUUGGCAAUAUUUAUGUGUGAUAAGAUUUGAAGAAUGAAAUCGGAUACAAUAAGAGCAGGACUUUGAAUGAAUUUGGAGUUGUAUUAGAUAUGGACCUCUGGGUAUUUGUAUCUCAAUCCUUUAUUGACUAUUUUGCAAUAAACUUUUCAUUAAUUUUUCCAUGGAGAGAGCUAACAUAAUUUUUUUCUUUUUUUCUUGUAAUUUAUCUUCUGAGCUUGGUUAAAUUUCCCUCAUUGUCUUAUGCGUUUGACAAAUAAUUUAUAUUGCUUUAUGAAUCUUGAACUCAUUUUUCUCCAGCAUGCACGUUUCCCUACCUGAAAACAUCAAAAAAGUUUUAUGCUUAUGUUGCCUGUAUGUGAAGUAACUAUGGAAAAUAGCAAUCGACCCUUUAUCUUUUAAUCUUGUUUAGGUAGGAUGGAGUUCAGAUACUAUAUAAAUAGGCUCAAAAGUACCUCCUGGGUCGCAGCUGAAUAUUUGUUUUAAAACUUUUUUAGGAAUUGACAAUUUUAGUGUAGCCUGUUAUAUUUACACACAUUCAUAAGGUGAGAAACUUCACCCUGUUUAAUGCCAUGCUCAGAUUCUUGUUAUGAUUUGUAGCCUAGCUGUUAUCAGGCAGUCUUAUCUGUGGUGUGUUGCUAAUAAUGCUUCUCAUCUUCGUUCUCAUAAAAAAAAAAAAAAA
Cucurbita moschata (crookneck pumpkin) is the source of this 2065-nucleotide messenger RNA. RefSeq names its product E3 ubiquitin-protein ligase RING1-like. The record is from RefSeq and is a predicted model, not a curated record. Gene Ontology annotation, molecular function: ubiquitin protein ligase activity. The coding region runs from base 195 to 1322 and encodes 375 amino acids. The transcript has 2 exons. Gene Ontology annotation, biological process: protein ubiquitination. Gene Ontology annotation, cellular component: cytoplasm. NCBI's taxonomy places the organism in Eukaryota, Viridiplantae, Streptophyta, Magnoliopsida, Cucurbitales, Cucurbitaceae.